Molecule: messenger RNA, 3939 nt
Organism: Odocoileus virginianus texanus
Lineage: Eukaryota; Metazoa; Chordata; Mammalia; Artiodactyla; Cervidae
Source: RefSeq, a predicted model, not a curated record
UUCUGAAACCGUUCGAGACCUCACCCCCUUGAAUCCAGGAGAGACACUUCUGCUGGCCUCCUGGGGCUGUGGUUGAGCGAGCUUUUGCUGCGGACGCGGCGGGUGGGUUGCUGGCCGUCAUCGGGCCAGGCUGGAGCGGGGUGUCCUCUGGUGCUCACUUGCCCAGUUCCAGCCAGAAAGAAAAGACACAGGAGAUCUUGCCUGGAGCAUUGAUAAGCUUUUGCAUAGCAAUGAUGGCAUGUACUUGGUCUAUCCAGGCCAACAUGGACCAGGAUGAACUUUUGGAAGUAAAGAUAGAGGAAGAGGAGCUGGAGGAGGAGCAUAAACACGCCACUAGGCAGGAUCAGAACCUGCAAAAGAACAAUACCCACAGCAGGGAGGUCUUCCGACAGUACUUCAGGCAGUUCUGCUACCAGGAGACAUCUGGGCCCCGAGAGGCUUUGAGCCGACUCCGGGAACUUUGCCAUCAGUGGCUGAAGCCAGAGACCCACACCAAAGAGCAGAUUCUGGAACUGCUGGUGCUGGAGCAAUUCCUGACCAUCUUGCCUGAGGAGCUCCAAGCCUGGGUCCAGGAACAGCAUCCAGAGAGUGGGGAAGAGGUGGUGACUGUGCUGGAGGAUUUAGAGAGAGAGUUGGAUGAGCCAGGAUAUCAGGUCUCAGUCCACACUGAGGAACAGGAAAUGUUCUUACAGGAGAUCAUACCCCUAAAAACAGAACAAGAACCCAGAAUGUGCUUUCUGUCUGUGCAAGCCCAGCCAAAGUGUGAAUCUGCAGAACUUGAAGCCCAACAGAAGCAAGAUAUUGAGACUGGAAAUGAGUAUAGGAAUUUAACUCUAAAGCAAGAAGUUUCUCAAGAAAUGAAACCAUAUGGGAAUAUAGCUAGCAAAUUUGAAAAUGAAAUGUCUCAACCAGCUAGGUAUGAAAAAACAUAUGAACCUGAAGAAAAAACAGGAGAGUCUUCUGAAUAUUCAAGGGAAGAUAAAGAACCUACAUGUGAUGAAAAUGGAAUAAGUUUAACUGAGAACUUAGAUCUUUCUGAACACCAGGGAAUUUGUCCAGGAGAAAAGCCUUAUGUAUGUGAUGUCUGUGGAAGAGCUUUUAGUCAACACUCAUGUUUCGUAGAACAUCAGAGGAUCCAUACUGGAGACAGGCCCUACAAAUGCAAAGAAUGUGGAAAAACUUUCCGUGGGAGAACUGUGCUUAUUCGACACAAAAUAAUACACACAGGAGAGAAACCAUAUAAAUGUAAUGAGUGUGGCAAAGCCUUUGGCCAGUGGUCAGCUCUUAAUCAACAUCAGAGACUUCACACAGGAGAGAAACAGUACCACUGUAAUGAAUGUGGCAAAGCCUUUAGCCAGAAAGCAGGUCUCUUUCACCAUCUCAAAAUCCACACAAGAGACAAACCUUAUCAUUGUACUCAGUGUAAUAAAAGUUUUAGUCGGCGCUCAAUUCUUACCCAACAUCAAGGAGUUCAUACUGGGGCAAAGCCCUAUGAGUGCAGCGAGUGUGGAAAAGCCUUUGUUUAUAACUCCUCCCUUAUUUCCCAUCAGGAGAUCCACCACAAAGAAAAGUGCUAUCAGUGUAAGGAAUGUGGGAAGUCCUUCAGUCAGAGCGGCCUUAUUCAGCAUCAGAGAAUCCAUAAUGGAGAGAAACCCUACAAAUGUGAUGUAUGUGGAAAAGCCUUUAUUCAGAGGACAAGUCUUAUAGAACAUCAACGAAUUCACACUGGAGAGAGACCCUAUAAAUGUGAGAAGUGUGGGAAGGCUUUCACUCAAAGAUCAGUCCUCAAGGAACAUCAGAGACUGCACACCGGAGAGAGGCCCUAUAAAUGCGAUGGGUGUGGGAAUGCCUUCCAUGGAAUCAUCAGCCUCAUUCAGCAUCAGAGAAUCCACACUGGGGAGAAACCCUGCCAAUGUGAUGAAUGUGGCAAAGCCUUCAGACAGAGGUCAGAUCUUAAUAAACACCAGAGAAUCCAUAACAGAGGUGAUCCCUAUACAUGUGAAGUGCAUGGGGAGUCAUUUACACAGAACCCAGCUCUUAUUCAACAUCAGACUACCCACAAAGCAGAAAAAUCUGGUUCUCUCCUAGAGAGUACAAGAAUGCUCCUAGCAGGGAAGGGGCUGCUCGGGGACGGAGCGCGGGACGAUGACGUACUUCCGGCCUUUGUAGGUUUUCUGAGUGAUGCUGCCUGCGCGGCGGACCUGGAGCUCGCGCGAUCCCGAAGCCUCUCGUGGUCACCUGGACACACGCCUCGGGUAGAAGGAGGUCCCGCCCCUGCCCCCGCUGGGGUCGUUGGAGAAGACCCCCUUGUGGAGGCGGAGCUUUGUGACCAGACCCGAGUUAAUCCCAGAAUGGCUUCAGCAGGGGAACAGGAUGGACUUAAGGUUGUGAAGGUGGAGGAGGACCCUAUCUGGGACCAAGAAACCUACCUUCAAGAGAACAACUUCUCUGGCCAGGAAGCCUCCCGCCAACUUUUUAGACACUUUUGUUACCAAGAGACUCCUGGUCCCCGAGAAGCACUGAGCCGGCUUCGGGAACUCUGUCAUCAGUGGCUGAGGCCAGACACACAUACCAAGGAGCAAAUCCUGGAGCUCCUGGUGCUGGAGCAGUUCCUGACCAUCCUGCCUGAGGAGCUCCAGGCCUGGGUACGUGAGCACCAUCCCAAGAGUGGGGAGGAGGCAGUGGCUGCAGUUGAAGACCUGGAGCAAGAGCUCAGUGAACCAGAGAACCAGACCCCAGAUCGUGAACAUGGACUUGCUGAAAUGCUCUCAGGGGAUGCAGUGCAUUUGAAGGCCAAGCAGGAAUCAACAGCUUUCCAGCUUCAGUCCACGGUGACACAGCUCAAAUGUGAAUCUUUUGGGCUCCACAAAUUUGGAGAACAAGAUGGUGAAACUGUACUUGAAAACCAGGACUUGACAUCAAAACAGGAAGUCUUAAAAGAAAUGGGACAUUUUGAGAAUAGCAGACUCCAAAGAGAUGUUCCUUUAGAUUCUAAAUAUAGAGAAAUGUGUAAACGUGAGAGCAGGGCAGAAAAACAGAGCAGACAGCCCACUGGAGAGAGACGUCACAAGUGCAAUGAGUGUGGGAAAAGCUUUACUCAGAAUUCAGUUCUCAUUCAGCACCAGAGAAUCCACACUGGGGAGAAGCCAUAUGAAUGUAGAGAAUGUGGAAAGACCUUCAGCCAGAGGUCAGGCCUGAUUGAACAUCAGCGGAGCCACACUGGAGAGAAACCCUAUCAAUGUAAGGACUGCGGGAAAGCCUUCAGUGCCAGCAAUGGCCUCAUUAGACACAGAAGGAUCCACACAGGGGAAAAGCCAUAUGAAUGUGAAGAGUGUGGGAAAGCCUUCCGCCUGAGCUCGUACCUUGUUCAGCAUCAGAGGAUACACACUGGAGAGAAGCGCUAUCGCUGUAACGAGUGUGGAAAAGCCUUCAGUCAGAAUGCAGGGCUUUUCCAGCAUCUCCGAAUCCACACUGGUGAGAAACCCUAUCAGUGCAGUCAGUGCAGUAAAAGCUUUCGUAGUCGAACACUCCUUAUCAAACAUCAGAGAAGCCACACUGGAGAGAGACCGUAUAAGUGUGAUGAGUGUGGGAAAGCUUUCAGUCAUCAUUGCAACCUCAUUAGGCAUUUUAGAAUCCAUACUGUUGUCAAAUUGGACUAAAACUAACCCUAUGGACCACCAGGGCCUUUCAGUGAGGUGAUCCUUGGGAAAGUAAGAUAUUCAAAUGGCUUAUUUUACUCUUAUGAAAUUUAUCUUGCUUUGGAAUGCAUGAUUUUUUUGCAGACCACGUGCUGCUGUCUCCUGAGUGGAUGACUGUGGGUGUGGGCAUGUGGGCACUUGCUGGGCAACUUCUUUCUUCCCUAUCCCUUGGUUCAUUUCUAACAAUUUCCCUUAAAGCAACCAAAUCUUAACCUGGAAAUAAAUUGGUGUGUAGGGGCCA